Molecule: messenger RNA, 459 nt
Organism: Fomitopsis serialis
Lineage: Eukaryota; Fungi; Basidiomycota; Agaricomycetes; Polyporales; Fomitopsidaceae
Exons: 2
Coding region: 128-421 (97 amino acids)
Source: RefSeq, a predicted model, not a curated record
CAUGUGGAUGGUCUGCUCGAGGUUGCCCUACGUCGUGUCGUGAUAGGCGGGAUGCUGAGUGGAUUCGGGUUCAUCGCAUCUCGCGGCGCGUCCUCGACCUCCUCCUCGAAGAACAAGUUCAUCCACCAUGCACUCCGAGUGGCGUACGCUCUCCCUAGCACUCGGAACUCGUGGUGCCGGCACCCUACAGAACAGCCUCAGGCUCUUGUAUGACCUCAAUAUCACCAUAGCCGGCGAUAAUGACGUUGACUCUCAGUGUGCUCAGCUGACAGCGAAGAGCCUCCUGCCCACGCUCGCAUCUCUCACACAGCUCCCGCCUCUCGCUCCAACUGGCGUACACUGGUUCGCUGAGGUCACAAGACGGGGCUCGGCGGCACUCAUCACCUCACUCGUCUCGAGCCUCCUCGUCUUAUCGAAUUAAUAGCAUGGGGGUCUCUAGCAUACUUGUACACUGUACUG